Messenger RNA from Coregonus sp. 'balchen', 4178 nucleotides. The record is from the annotation of a GenBank genome assembly. NCBI's taxonomy places the organism in Eukaryota, Metazoa, Chordata, Actinopteri, Salmoniformes, Salmonidae.
AUGAUUACCCGUAGCUCCCAGGAAGUUCUCUCUCCAGGUAAACGAAAAGAAAAAGUAGCCUACGUGCCUAGUCUUGUAAAGUAGGCUAGAUAAAUAAAUGAAGGCUACAUUAUAAAUGGGUAUAUGGAAGGAGAAGGGAUGGAAAUGACAGAAGAAAUGUUACAAUCAAACUUCAACUAUCAAUAGCUACAUUGACCUAUGUUGUUAUUAUCAAAAAAGUGAAUUUAAUAUUUAAAUAUAUUUUUAUGAGGAGGUAUCAUUAACUGAUUACCCCCUCUCUCUGUUCUCCCUAUAGCCCCCAACAGCUCUGACCAGGUUUGGGGUCUGAAUGGAGGUGGCAGGCGGAAGAGGAAAAGGUCUGUGUUCCACAACGCCAAAACUGCUGAUCCCGGCUUAGAAUGUAGCGGGUCCACGGAGCCAAAGGCUUUCCAGGAGCUAUUUACUGUGCCGGCUCCCCCUGCACCCAAGGUGCUGUGCCGGCGUCCUGGGAACGUUAGCCAGAGAUGCAACGCUGUGACCUCCAGGGCCUGGGGCCCAGGCAGGGGGGGUUGGAUGGAGCCUUUAGGCCAUUGUCCAGCCCUGAACCAGACUCAAGGCCCCCGGCCACUGUGCCUUGUAGUGGCAAAGGAUGACUGCCCCUCCACUUCCCGCCUUAAAGCCACUAAACGCCACCGCAAAGGUAAAAGGGACCACCAAACAGAUUCAGAAAUAAUUUCUGGUCCCAUCAUGAGGGAAUUAAUUUUCACAGCUUUGUUUCGUUUCAGCCCGACUGGAAAAGCUGUAUGUAAAGGGGCCGUUGCUGGGGAAAGGGGGCUAUGGGUCUGUCUAUGCAGGGACCCGCAAAUCUGACGGCAUGCCGGUGAGACAACACACAACAACUCCUUUCUUUCCUGUGAAAACAUAUGUUGGCUGUGUGACACUUAAUAUUGUUUUAGUGUCAUACCAAAUCUUAAGCCAGCCUGGUUACCCAGUCUGUUUCUGCCUCAGCCAACUUGUUGUUGUCCUGCUUGUUUGGCAAAGCAACAAAGAACUGUAAUAUUGUUGAAAGCAGAAACAGACUGGUAGUCUUAUACAUGUUUCUACUCUCACAUUCUCAAUCUUACACACUCACAGACUCACCCUAACUCACACACUCAAGGGAUCUAAUCCUCAUAGACAGCCUCACGCCCUUGCAAUAUUCUUAUAGUUUGAGGGAUUCUGUCUCAUCGAUGCUAUAGCUUUUGAUUGUUGGCUUUCUAUGGCAGUUGCUCUAUUGAUUUGUGUUCUUUUUGCACAGUGCUUGACUUGGGCAGGAGCUCACCAGAGCUGAGUACCGGCACCUCACAUUUUCUACUGCUUGAGCUCCUGUUCCUUUUAUAGAAUAUUAGCUCAAAUGUAUUGUGGAGCUCCUGCACCUAAAUGUAAACAGUACCGGCACCCAAAAUGAGUACCGUCACCUAUUUCAGUCCAAGUCAAGCACUGCUUUUGCAUGAAGCUACUGUAGCUUAUUUAAGCAGCCAAGGGCAUCUAAAACAAAGAGGCUGCUCUUGAUUCCAUCUUACACCUAAACUCCCAUAGCUCUUGUCCAAUUUCAUGGAUCAAGCACACACUCACCUUCCCUGGCCCACCAGAUGGCAAGAUUCAAAUGAAGCUGGUCUUCUCAUAAAGUUUCUGAGAUAUUUUCUUGGUGAGGGAAUGGAGACCAAAUAUUCCUCUGGGGCAGUGGUUCACACUCUUUUGUACUGUGACAUGUCUACCCAAAGUCACUGUGACCUGACACAGGAACAAACCCAGUGCCCAGUGUUGAGCUAUAACCCAAAUGGGACUUAGCUGUGACUCACCAUUUGAGACUGCUCUGCAGUAAUACAUGCCUUGGACCAUUGUAAUGUCUGUAUUGACAGGCCUAUUCUCACCUAGGUCAUCCUGUUACAGGACAUUUUAUUUCCCUGUGCGCUGUCAGUCAAUAUAAUUGCUCUCCCCCCUCUCAUCUUUCGCUCCAUCUAUCCUCCAGAUUUAGCCUCGCUCCUUUCCUAACAGUGGCAGUGUAGGAAAGUAGUUACACAACCUCACCAAACUUUCCCUUUCAAUAGAACAUCUAAACUUUAUUUUCAUUUAGUGAGAUAUUGCGCUGCUCCCAUGCCAAUCAGGACGAAUUACCUGGUCAUUAAGCGAGCCUGUAAUUAUACUGAACAAAAAUAUAAAUGCAACAAUUUCAAUGAUUUUACUGAGUUACAGUUCAUAUAAGGAAAUCAGUUAAUUGAAAUACAUUAAUUAGGCCCUAAUCUAUGGAUUUCACAUGACUGGGCAUAGGCCCACCCACUUGGGAGCCAGGCCCACCCAAUCAGAAUUAUGUUUUCCCCACAUAAGAGCUUUAUUACAGACAGAAAUACUCCUCAGUUUCAUCAGCUGUCCAGGUGGCUGGUCUCAGAUGAUCCCGCAGGUGAAGAAGCCGGAUGUGGAGGUCCUGGGCUGGCGUGGUUACACGUGGUCUGUGGUUGUGAGGCCGGUUGGACGUACUGCCAAAUUCUCUAAAACGACGUUGGAGGCAGCUUAUGGUAGAGAAAUUAACAUUAAAUUAUGUGGCAACAGCUUUGGUGGAUAUUCCUGCAGUCAGCAUGCCAAUUGAGCGCUCCAAUAAAAAUUGAGACAUCUGUGGCACUGUGUUGUGUGACAAAACUGCACAUUUAAGAGUGGCUUUUUAUUGUCCCCAGUACAAAAAGCACCUGUGUAAUGAUCAUGCUGUUUAAUCAGCUUCUUGAUAUGCCACACCUGUCAGGUGGAUGGAUUAUCUUGACAAAGGAGAAAUGCUCACUAACAGGGAUGUAAACACAUUUGUGCACACAAUUUGAGAGAAAUGACAUUAAUUCGUAAUGGCUUUUUAUGAUGGUGUAACUGCUUUUCCUUCAAUAACUUUCAUAUAUCUUCACCUUGUCAUUUACUUCUGAAAGGCCCUUCAUCAUACCUGACCAACCUCAGCCGUCUCCUGUAUGAGUUCAUUUUGUAUUAUUCUCAUGAAAGCACUGAGAAUGUUAUAACAACUUAGACUGUUGUUGCUAUUCCCACAGGUAGCCAUCAAGUAUGUGUCCAAGGCCCAAGCUGAGGAGGAGCUGGACAUUGUGAGUGCCAGCCUAGUACUGGUUGAUUUUAGUGUAGGGGUUAUAUCAGUUAUCUCUACUAAUGCUAGCCUAACUGCAAUUGCUAAUUGCUUCCUCCUUUGCACACACACAGCCUGGGCAAGGGCCCCUGCCCCUGGAGGUGGCGUUGAUGAAGCAGGUGAACGUGGCGCCACAAUGCCCCUACAUCAUGCAGCUGCUGGAGUGGUUUGACCAGCCGUCGCGCUACAGGACCUUAUCGCCUUCUGCCAGGACCGGGGGGUCACCAUGAGCGAGGGCGAGGCACGCCAGGUGAUGGUGCAGCUGUUGAGGGUGCUGAACCACUGCAGCGAGCGAGGGGUCCUGCACCGGGACAUCAAGCCAGAGAACCUGCUGAUCCAGACUGACUCGCAGCACGUCAAGGUGUUUGACUUUGGCUGUGGAGACCUGCUGAAGAAUACGGCCUACAAGGACUUUGCAGGUUAGAGACCUUGGAGAGUGUAAGGGAGGGAAAGGGGUGGUUGAGAGAGCAGAUCUCUAAGAAUUGCUCAGUGUGAGUGGAAGCAAUAUGACGGGAACUCCACUUAGCCCUAUUGUUGAUUUCAGCAUGCCGCCUCCGCUCUCAGAAUACUUUCAAAAAGGCUACUGAAUAAUACAUUUCCUGUGUCUGUCCGCCCCCUCUCAGGCACCCUGGAGUACACCCCUCCAGAGUGGUUCCUACAGAGACACUACCUGGCAGGUCCAGCUACUGUCUGGUCGGUGGGCAUCACCCUCUACAACCUGAUAUGUGGCUUCCUGCCCUUCAGCACCAUCCGAGAGACCAUCAAGGGCCGCGUGCGCGUCACCAAGGGACUGUCCCCCGGUCAGAGAUGGAGGGAUGAGGGAAGGAGGGUUGGAUGAAGUAGGGGAUGAGGUUUCCAUAAAGAUGUAGAUGAUGUAACCUCAUACUACAACAGAUGAUUGUGGAGUUAUCCUCUGUCUUAUCAUAUACCUGUUGUUACUUCCUCUCCACCAGAAUGCCGUCAGCUGAUUCGCUGGUGCCUGAGCACUAAGGCAGCGGACCGACCAACCAUGGAGCAGAUCCAGCUCCAUCCCUGGCUCCUGUGA